AUGUCCCUCCGUUCCAGCGCGCCUGCCGAGUGCGCCCGGUCCACAUCACCGCUUCCCUUGCCUCUCAACGAGGUAGGGCUGGCUAGCAAGAAUGCGCAGCUGCGCGGGACCGGACUCGGCGUCGGGACCGGCUUUCUGUCCGCGUUGGUCGCGCACAAGUCGCUCCGUCUUUCGCCUAAAGCAUCAUUACUAUCAGGCUUGAUUAGUGGCUCUUUCGUUGCUUGGUACGGCUCGCGGCAAUUCAUGGUGAAGAACCUGCGAACCCUCGAGGACCAACUAAGCGACUUGCAAGGAUCGUCCAGCAAGUACGCUCUGUCAACGCCAUCGCCAGCUGCCCUUGCAAGAGAAGGAGAAGCCAUUGGCUUUGAUCUUCGGUCGGGUGCUGAGACGCGCUUCGAGGCCGGCACAGGUGGGAUGCAUGAGUUCACCGACCGUGGGGCGAGCACGCGCGGGGACCAUUGA
This is a messenger RNA of Tilletiaria anomala UBC 951, 462 nucleotides long. RefSeq lists its product as uncharacterized. NCBI's taxonomy places the organism in Eukaryota, Fungi, Basidiomycota, Exobasidiomycetes, Georgefischeriales, Tilletiariaceae. The transcript is spliced from 2 exons. The record is from RefSeq and is a predicted model, not a curated record. Bases 1 to 462 code for a protein of 153 amino acids.